Molecule: messenger RNA, 1088 nt
Organism: Radiomyces spectabilis
Lineage: Eukaryota; Fungi; Mucoromycota; Mucoromycetes; Mucorales; Radiomycetaceae
Exons: 2
Coding region: 30-1088 (352 amino acids)
Source: RefSeq, a predicted model, not a curated record
CCUUUUCUUCUCAUUCUUUUUUAUUCAUUAUGCCGACUAGUGAAGAUACAGAAACAAUCGACGAUGAUUUGUUGACUUUCGUCUUGCCAUCGGAUUACCUGCCUGGAAUGGAUUUACCGAGCAAACGUGUAUUGAAAACCCAAGUCAUUGCAGAUCUCAUUGCGCAGUCUUUACUUCAAGUUUCCAACGGCACGUACUGCAGCGCGGGCACUGAAUGGAAGAACGGAAUGCGAAGCGAUGUUCUUUAUACACCGCGACUGGCCUUGCAAACGACAUUGCCACCAAUUUUAGUUGAAGUGCAAAAAAAAUUGAGCGAAGCAUUCAUCAGAAGAAUCAUCCUGUAUUGCCUAAAUAUAACGAACCUCUACCCUAACCAUCCUCUGCCGGUGGUCCUGAUCUUUUGCAUUGACAAGUGUGCACCUCGAAACCUGUUGGCAAAAUUCCAACCAUGUGAAGAAAAGCCUUGCCUCAAGUACUUCCCUUCUGCAGAGUGGGCAGACAAAUGUUAUCUUGUCUCAAACGAAGCGCCGAAUGAUGAUAGCCCAGUUCUCAGUCCUUUGCAUGCCCUAUCCUUGUUUUUCUCUCAACAACAACCAUCCUUGCACUCUCACUCCCACCCCGAGGAUCCGACGGUCAAAAAAUUAUACGAACUCAUCAAAGCCUUGUGUGAGGAAGACGAAACUUACGAAGACAACUUCCGAAAGACGAUCAAUGAUGUCUGUGAUACACACAAUAAGCUGUAUAAUCGUAUAAAUAUUGCCAUCAGAGAUAUCCCGGGAACAUCGAAAGCUUGUCGAAUCAUUGACCGUGCUCUUGAAUACAAUUCAAGACUGAAGCGCAAGUUCAGCAUGAUUGAUACGGAUAGCGAGUCGUCCUUGGAAUUGCCACCCAAUCUGCCCAUGUCAUCACAGGUCCCUGAAUCGUCUGCGACAAGGGAAUGUGAAGCAGCUUUCAUCGCCAAUUACCGAAAACAUUUAACGGGUCGAAUGGACUGGGACGAUUGUUUGCAACGUGGUCACGAAGAAGGAAUUUUCAAGAGAUAUUCGACUGGCAAUAGCUUGCGAGCUAACUUCGGCUCAAAGAAAUAA